Messenger RNA from Thermochaetoides thermophila DSM 1495, 984 nucleotides. RefSeq names its product xylosidase-like protein. Gene Ontology annotation, molecular function: hydrolase activity, hydrolyzing O-glycosyl compounds. Lineage: Eukaryota; Fungi; Ascomycota; Sordariomycetes; Sordariales; Chaetomiaceae. The record is from RefSeq and is a predicted model, not a curated record. Gene Ontology annotation, biological process: carbohydrate metabolic process. Bases 1 to 984 code for a protein of 327 amino acids. The transcript has a single exon.
AUGGCUCCCCUCAUCACCCACAUCUACACAGCUGACCCCUCCGCCCACGUCUUCGAAGGCAAGAUCUACAUCUACCCCUCGCACGACCGCGAGACCGACAUCCAGUUCAACGACAAUGGCGACCAGUACGACAUGGUCGACUACCACGUCUUUAGCACUGAGUCCCUCGACCCGGCUGCCCCCGUGACUGAUCACGGCGUGGUCCUCAAGAUGGAGGACAUCCCGUGGGUCUCCAAGCAGCUUUGGGCCCCUGAUGCCGCCUUUAAGAACGGCAAGUACUAUCUGUACUUCCCGGCCCGCGACAAGCAGGGUAUCUUCCGAAUUGGUGUGGCCGUCAGCGACCGUCCGGAGGGUCCCUUCACUCCUGACCCGGAGCCGAUCAAGGGCAGCUACAGCAUCGAUCCAGCCGUUUUCGUCGACGAUGACGGCGAGGCCUACAUGUACUUCGGCGGUCUGUGGGGCGGCCAGCUGCAGUGCUAUCAGAAGGGCAACAACAUCUUUGACGCGGAGUGGCAGGGGCCGAAGGAGCCGUCGGGAGAGGGCGUGUACGCUCUGGGCCCGCGCGUGGCCAAGCUGACGGACGACAUGCGGCAGUUCGCUGAGGAUGUGCGCGAAAUCGUGAUCCUCGCACCCGAGACGGGGAAGCCCAUCGCCGCUGACGACCAUGACCGCCGCUUCUUCGAGGCCUCGUGGAUGCACAAGUACAACGGGAAGUACUACUUUAGUUACUCGACCGGCGAUACCCAUUAUCUGUGCUAUGCCGUUGGCGACAGCCCGUAUGGACCCUUCACCUACGGUGGCCGCAUCCUGGAGCCGGUGCUCGGCUGGACCACGCAUCACUCCAUCGUCGAAUUCCAGGGCCGUUGGUGGCUGUUCCAUCACGACUGCGAGCUCAGCAAGGGUGUUGACCACCUGCGCUCUGUCAAGGUCAAGGAGAUCUUCUAUGAUUCAGAGGGCAGAAUCCUCACUGAGAAGCCUGAGUAA